Molecule: messenger RNA, 2241 nt
Organism: Brassicogethes aeneus
Lineage: Eukaryota; Metazoa; Arthropoda; Insecta; Coleoptera; Nitidulidae
Source: the annotation of a GenBank genome assembly
AUGAAUAAACGUGUAAAAGAUGGAGCUGAAAAAGAACGAGAAAGAAAAAGGAAGAAAAGGGAAAAUGAAGCGGCACAGUGUCAUAACAUCGGAGAUUUGUUCAAAGCUAUUAAGAAAACAGACCAUAAUACGGAUAAAGUUGAUGAUAACGCUAAAGACCCAGCAUACCCCUUUACCUCUACUUCUACUUUUGUAGAAUGUGAAAAAAAUACAGAAUUUGAAGCAUGUGACCACGGCACUCUAUGCGAUAUAAAUAUAUCGGACACUGAUGAUGCCUCGCAAUUUUUUCUGACAGUCGAGCAGUCGCUAGCAUCGAUUGAAAAUAAAAAUACUUUGGAAAUUACUGAAAAUGAAAAUCGAGAAUGUGGUAUCGUUGAGAAUUUUAAAAGGCCAUCUAAAAAUGACUAUUAUUCUUUUUUCAAAAUUCAUCCAAUACAACCUACUGAUAAAGUUAAAUUCAACCCAAGUUUGGCCUAUUUUCGAGAACACCUUGACACCAAAAAAAUCAGAAGACAGUGGAUCUCAUUUUGCGAACAGAGUAAUAAUUUUUUCUGCUCAUUCUGCUUAGCCUUUAACAAAGAACCGAAUUCAUUCACGAAAGGCUGUAAAAUUGAUCCUCACAGAAUAUAUGACCGAAUAAGAAAGCACGAAAAAUCGAUUGCUCAUCAAGCAUCAGCAGAAUCCUUUUUAUUGCAAAGUAAAAUGAAAGAUAUAUAUAGCUUGUGCACCGAUACCUCUAAAAAAUCACAAGAAAUUAAUGAACGGAGGGACAUCUUAAAACGGAUUGUUGAAACGGUUAAAACUUUAGGAAAACGAGGUCAAAGCUUCAGAGGUGCAAAGGAGGCUGAAGCUGCCUAUACUUUGGAUGAUACCUGUGCUGACCACGGUAAUUUUUUGGAGGUUCUUUUGUUAAUUUCUAAAUUCGAUCCUAUACUCAAAGUCCACAUCGAUAAAUCGAUAGAACUAAGCCGUAAAGCACACCUUAAGAAAACUGACAAAAAUCGACCUGGCCGUUCUGGAUCGAUCAAUACAUUUUUAUCGAAAACUACCGUCAAUUAUAUCAUAGAGUCAGUAUCUUCGUUAAUAAAAAAGAAGGUUUCUGAAGAAAUCAAUAAGGAUGGAAUGUUCUAUAUCCAAAUUGAUUCAACUCAAGAUAUCAAUGUUCAUGAUCAGCUGAGUGUUAUUGUAAGAUAUGUUUCGGAAGAUGUAAAAGAGAGAUUGUUUGGAAUCAUAAAUUGUACCUCUAGUACAGGUGCCAACUUAUACCAAAUUGUAACGGAAUUACUUGUUAAAAAUGGCAUUGAUAUGAAAAAUUGUAUUGGUUCUGCUACCGAUGGUGCCUCAAAUAUGCAAGGCCAGUAUAAGGGUUUUUCGGCAUAUAUGGAGAAAAAUUUUAAUGGCCAAGUGCAUGUUUGGUGUUACGCACAUGUACUUAAUUUGGUGAUGGCUGACACGACCAGCAUUUCCGUUGAAGCAAUUUCGUUAUUUGCUAUUAUUAACCAAUGUGCAGGAUUUAUUCGUGAGUCUUAUAAAAGGAUGGCAGUUUGGGACACCGUGACUGAUAAAAAAAAGAAAAUGUUGUCUUCAAUUGGAGAAACUCGUUGGUGGGCAAAAGAUAAAGCUCUAACAAAAAUGUUUGGACAUUACAAUAAUCCAAAAAAUGCAGCUUUUGUAGAGAUUAUAUUAACCCUAGAGGAAAUUGCCAGUUCAUCCAAUUUCGCAAACGAAGCGCGUUUCAAGGCAAAGUCCAUUGCUGACUCACUGAAAAAAUUUGAAGUAAUACUAAGUGCUCAAAUCUUUUUAAAAAUUUUUGAAUCGACAACUCCAUUAUCCAAAUACCUUCAAACAAACGGAAUGAAUCCUAUUAUGGCAUUUAAAAUGGUUGAAAAAACCAUAACCACCCUCAAAACAGACUCAAGGAGUUUUGAAGCAGUUUUGGUAGCUGCCAAAAAAUUUGUCCUUUGGGCAAGCCGAAGAAUGGAUGAUGAAUCCGAAGAAACCGCGACAGAUGUUGAUGAUGAUAAUAAUGACCCUCUCGUUGAAGUGGAAAGAGAACCAUAUUUUUCGUCUAAUUCUGCUGCAAAACGAAUUAAAAAAAGAAAAAUGAUGCCUGGGGAAAAAAGUAAUGAUGAAUGUAUCGCUGAUCCAGAAAAGAGAUUUGAAACAUUUACAAUGUUAUUUAUGACAAUGCUUUGCAAAGUUUGGAAAACAGAUUCACAGGCCACCAAACAUUAUUUUUGA